AUGAUGAAAAGUCAAAGAAGAAAAAGAAGAAUCAUCAUCACAUCACUAUUAUCAACGUUUACCCACAACCGUCACCAUUCAUGUCCCCUGGCUAUGGCUAUGGCUAUGGCUUUGGCUACAACCAGUUAUUCUUCCCACAGCAGAUCACGUCCAAUCCACGUAGUUUCAUCUUCCUCAUCAUCUUCUUCUUCCUCUUCGUCAUCUGACUAA
This is a messenger RNA of Trichomonas vaginalis G3, 210 nucleotides long. RefSeq lists its product as uncharacterized. The coding region runs from base 1 to 210 and encodes 69 amino acids. The transcript has a single exon. NCBI's taxonomy places the organism in Eukaryota, Parabasalia, Trichomonadida, Trichomonadidae. The record is from RefSeq and is a predicted model, not a curated record.